CGUAAGGCCCGGUGAGGGGAAGCACUGAAGUGGUCUCGGGUUGGGCCGCGCGGCAUCUCUGCCGCUGUCCGUGGACGGCAUCCGCUGCGCUAAGCGGUUCGGAGACCUUCCGGAGGCCGGAGUAGCCACAGAUGAUUUCAGCGAGCUUAAACUCUCGUCAGAAUGCCGCGUUGAAUAGCUGCCACCUAGCAAUAGCGCUUCUCUUUCCCUCCGCGCUCCGCCUGCCACCAGGCCCCAUGGCAGCUGCCGCGCCCCGCAGUGCCGUAUCAGGACAUGGACUGGGACCAGUUUGACCUGAACCCGAAGGUGAUUGCUGCCCUUAAGAAAGCUGACAUAAAAUCAAUAAAAGAGGUGUUAAAUCUUUCUGGAGCAGACUUGCAAAGGUUGAUGAAACUGUCCAGUGCAGAUGUGGAAUGCUUGCUGAAAACGGUCUCUCGCACUCUGAGGAAAAACUGUAUGCUUACAGCACUUCAGCUCUACCAAGAGAAGGAUUGUUUCUCCUCCCAGUGCCGGAAGCUAAGCCUGGGAUGUUCGGUGCUGGAUGACUUGUUGAAAGGUGGCAUUCCUUUAGUGGGAAUCACAGAACUUGCUGGGGAAAGUUCUGCUGGGAAGACUCAGAUUGGUUUGCAGCUGUGUCUUUGUGUGCAGUAUCCUCACAGAUAUGGUGGAUUAGAGUCAGGAGCUGUCUACAUUUGUACAGAAGAUGCAUUCCCAAGUAAGCGUUUGCAGCAGCUGAUAGCUCAGCAGCAUAAGCUGCGUGCAGAUGUGCCACCUGAAAUCAUACAGAAGAUCAGGUUUGGGAACAGUAUCUUUGUUGAGCACGCAGCAGACCUGGACACCUUCCACAACUGCAUUACGAAGAGGCUCUCCCUGCUGCUCAUGAGAGGCGUGGUGCGCUUGGUGGUCAUCGAUUCCAUUGCUGCUUUGUUUCGAUGUGAAUUUGGAGCUUCGGAUUCUGUUCUGAAGGCUCGCUACUUGCAGACGUUUGGAGCACAGCUACAUGGCUUAAGCACCAGAUUCAGGACUCCAAUAAUGUGCAUUAAUCAGGUGACCGAUGCUGUGAGCGAGUCAGAAGCUGUGCAGUGUGGCUACAGUACUGCUAACAGCAGAGUCUUUCCAGCACUAGGAAUAACCUGGGCAAAUCAGCUGCUAAUGAGACUGAUGGUCAGCAGAGUGCCACAACCUGAACCAACGCCUGGAGCUGCGUCACACCACCCUGCAAGCGUGAGGACUUUAAGAGUAGUGUUUGCUCCUCAUCUACCUCCAUCCUUCUGCUGCUAUACAGUGAGAUUGGAAGGUGUGAAAGGAAUGAAGUAAGUUCUUUUUGCAGUAGCCUGUUCCAAAAGUGCAUUGAACCUGCUUUGCUUCAGGAAGCAUUAGUAAAAUGAAAUUCUUCCUAGAGCAGAGAAAGGGAUGCUGAAAUGCAUAAAAGGUGAUAUGACAACAACAUUGUUGCUUUCUUUUAUUUACAUUGUGCAAAGAUGCUCUUUUUGUAACUGGAUAAAAGUUCACCAGUCUCUCCUUGUGAGAUAAAUGCUUUGGAGAAUAAUCCUUACUGCAAGGCAGAGCAGCACCUUCAGCUCUGUUCAUCCACACAGCCCCUGCUCUCCUCAGAGGCUUUUAUCAGAGCUUUCCAUGUUUUUCUUUCCAUCUUUGUGCUAUUUAUUACAUCUUUUUCUGGUGGCCUCAAGACUAACUACUCUGGGUGCCAGCCAGAUGAUGUUAUUUGUCCACACUUUCCAAAGGCCUUAAAACUUACUGUGUGUGUGCAGUGGGUGAUGCUCACUUGUAUCAUUGUAUAUUGUUAACCUUUCAUGCAUUUCCUUCUCCCAUCUCACCCCCUCUCCCCCUCCCCCCAGGUUCCCCAAUCUGUAAUUUGUAAAUGACCACAGUAAUUUUAUAAAUUGUUUUUUAAAAUAAAACCCAACGAUGAAGCUUUUA
Molecule: messenger RNA, 1941 nt
Organism: Centrocercus urophasianus (Greater sage-grouse)
Lineage: Eukaryota; Metazoa; Chordata; Aves; Galliformes; Phasianidae
Gene: XRCC3
Product: X-ray repair cross complementing 3
Exons: 8
Coding region: 274-1317 (347 amino acids)
Biological process (GO): resolution of mitotic recombination intermediates; double-strand break repair via synthesis-dependent strand annealing; telomere maintenance via recombination
Cellular component (GO): Rad51C-XRCC3 complex; replication fork
Molecular function (GO): four-way junction DNA binding; ATP-dependent DNA damage sensor activity; ATP binding
Source: RefSeq, a predicted model, not a curated record